ACGUAUCUCUUUUUAGCAGCAGGCCAACGGGCCAACUCAUCGGUCUUUUGACGUAAAAUGUUUAUUUUCAGUUCAAUAAUGUUAAAAUAUUAUUAAUUAAUUGCUUGUUAAGUGAUAAAAUACUUAUAAAAUGGAAACUUACACUUUGCUGUUGGUACUUAGUGUUUUUUGGCACUACACCGAUGCCAUUAUGUGGAGCUUAGCUCCCAACACCCAGAAGUGUCUAAAAGAAGAAUUACAUGCUCAUGUGCUCGUGGCUGGUGAAUACGAAGUUACAGAAGUUCCAGGACAAAGAGUAGAUUAUAUUGUCCGUGACUCAAAAGACAAUAUUUUAUCACAAAAGGACACUAUAACCAAAGGAAAAUUCACUUUUGUCACAGAUAUUUAUGAUACCUUUGAAAUUUGUUUUAUAUCUAAAGUACCACCAGAACGCCGUGGAAUCAGUCAUGAUGUGACUCUGGACAUUAAAGUUGGAAUUGAAGCUAAGAAUUAUGAAGGGAACACUUGGAUAGCAGAGGCUGCAAAGUUGAAACCGAUGGAGCUUGAGUUAAAGAGAUUGGAAGAUUUAUCAGAAGCUAUUGUUCAGGAUUUCACCUUGAUGAGGAAGAGAGAAGAAGAAAUGAGAGACACAAAUGAGUCCACCAACAACCGUGUCCUAUUCUUCAGCAUAUUCUCAAUGGUCUGUCUUCUUGGGCUGGCCACUUGGCAAGUACUAUAUCUUCGCCGGUACUUCAAGGCCAAGAAACUUAUCGAAUAGGACCAUAAGUAGGUAGAACCGCGGGUAAAGUGACAUGUGUCUCAUGAAUAUGAAUAAAAUAAAGAACCAUUAAAUAAAAUAAAAGUAAUGAAAUCUUGUAAAAUUAGAUUUUUCAACUUAGAUUGGAAUGAAAGAAUUACAGUGGAUUGCAGUGGAUUGGGGGUGGGUAUGAAUAGUACUUAGACUGGGCAUAUUAUUUCCUAUUUGUUUUGUUGUGCCUGUUUUAAUCUGUACUAGGAGAUGUAACUCAUUAUUUCUUCAUACAUCACAGUUACUGCACAUGUAACUCUAUCCGCGUGAAUUAAGAUCUUCAAUUUACUUUAUAUUUUAAUAUAAAUUUUUG
Molecule: messenger RNA, 1100 nt
Organism: Diatraea saccharalis (sugarcane borer)
Lineage: Eukaryota; Metazoa; Arthropoda; Insecta; Lepidoptera; Crambidae
Source: the annotation of a GenBank genome assembly